This is a messenger RNA of Aspergillus brunneoviolaceus CBS 621.78, 1467 nucleotides long. Its product is annotated as putative choline transporter. The coding region runs from base 1 to 1467 and encodes 488 amino acids. Gene Ontology annotation, biological process: transmembrane transport. Gene Ontology annotation, cellular component: membrane. NCBI's taxonomy places the organism in Eukaryota, Fungi, Ascomycota, Eurotiomycetes, Eurotiales, Aspergillaceae. The transcript has 7 exons. The record is from RefSeq and is a predicted model, not a curated record. Gene Ontology annotation, molecular function: transmembrane transporter activity.
AUGGAACCAUCAAAGACCACCAAGCAAGAGUCAGUACGAAUCGGUGGGAUGGUGGAACAGGGCUGCGUGGAAGGGUUGGUCAUUGGUCCAGCCGGAACCCGCAAGAUGACCCCUCUUCAGAUCAUCUCCGCAAGUUGGAUCAUCUGUGACAGUUGGGCAGGGGUAUCAGCCACUGUGGCUCUGGCCAUCGCCCAAGGUGGCCCCGUUACCAUGGUCUAUGGACUAAUCUUGAUGUUCUUACUUGUUGGCGCCUGCACUCUCACCCUGGCCGAGUUGUCGAGCGUGUACCCCACGGCAGGGGGGCAAUAUCACUGGACCUCGAUCCUGGCCCCGGGGUGCAUUAGCCGAGGACUGAGCUACGCCUGUGGAAUGGCCAAUAUGUUCGCCUGGAUUGCUAUUUGCACGGGUAUUGCCAUCAUCCCGUCCCAACUCAUCCUGGGCAUUGUUCUCUUCUACAACCCCGGCUUUAAUGCCCAGCCAUGGCAUUACUUCAUCCUCUACCAAGUCAUUAAUGUGUUAGUACUCUUUUAUUGUACUGCGCUUCUGAAAAAGUCCCUCUGGAUCCAUGAUGCAUGCUUCUUUAUAACCCUGGCCUCGUUCUUUGUUAUUGUGAUUGUCUGUCUGGCUCGGACGGCUCCCAACUUCCAGCCCAACGUCCAUGUCUGGGCCAAUUUUCUGAACGACAGUGGAUGGACAUCUGGCGGGGUAGCAUUCCUCACCGAUGCAGCUCGGGUCGUCCCUCGCGCACUAUUGAGCACGCUUGUGAUUGGCUUCGGUACAUCCUUUGCAUUCCUUGUAACUAUGCUAUACUGCACCGACGACCUUAAAGCAGUCGUCGCCUCAGCCACAGGGGUCCCUAUAUACGAAGUCUGGUAUCAAGCCACUCACUCAAAAGCAGCAGCAACCACUUUCAUAAUCCUCCUCAGCCUAGCAGCCGCUUUCGCCCUAAUCGGCGCCCAGGAGACCGCCGCCCGGUUAACCUGGUCCCUGGCGCGGGACAACACGCUCUACGGCAGCAGCCAAAUAAAAAAGAUGCACCCGAGCCUUGAUGUCCCCGCCUGGGCCCUUGUUUUCAAUUUCUCUGUUAUGUUCAUCAUCGGCUGUAUUUAUUUAGGGUCAUCAUCCGCGUUCAACGCCUUCAUUGCCACAGGUCUGGUCCUGCAGCACGUCUCCUACGCCAUUCCCGCCGCCUUGCUCUUGUUGCGUCGCCGCGGGAGCACCUGGCUCCCUGCAAACCGGCCCUUUCGACUCCCCGGCCCGGUGGGUUGGACUGUAAAUUUUGUGACUGUCGGCUUUACGCUUUUAGCCUUGGUCUUUUAUAGUUUUCCAACGGCGAGACCGGUCACUGGAAGUAAUAUGAAUUAUACGGCUGCUGUGCUGGGGUGUAUGGCGAUUGUGGCGUUGGGAAACUGGGUGUUUUACGCGCGGCGAUGGUAUUGUGGACCGAGAUUGCAUGGGCUAGAUUAA